UAGAGAAAGGAGAGGCGCUUCCGGGCCUGGACUUCCGGAGGAGGCCAGCCGAAUGGCCGCGCUGGAAAAGUAGAAAGUUGUCUGAUGCCUGAUUUCUGAUAACCAAGAAGAACAAGAAUUUGGAAAUCAAGAUGAGAACCAACAAAGUUUACAAGCUUGUCAUACAUAAGAAAGGCUUUGGAAGCAGCGAUGAUGAGCUUAUGGUGAACCCAAAAGUAUUUCUUCAGAUCAAGUUGGGAGAUAUAGUGGAAAUAGCACACCCCAAUGAUGAAUACAGUCCGCUGCUCCUGCAAGUGAAGUCACUCAAGGAAGACUUACAGAAAGAAACCAUCAGUGUUGAUCAGACUGUUGCUCAGGUCUUUCGACUGAGGCCCUACCAGGAUGUCCACGUGAACGUUGUCGACCCCAAGGAUGUGACUCUGGAUUUAGUGGAGCUGACAUUCAAGGACCAGUACAUCGGACGCGGGGAUAUGUGGCGGCUUAAGAAAAGCUUGGUUGGCACUUGUGCGUACAUCACUCAGAAGGUGGAAUACGCAGGUAUUCGGGCUCAGGCAGGUGAGCUGUGGGUUAAAAGUGAGAAAGUCACCUGUGGCUACAUCAGCGAGGAUACUCGGGUGGUGUUCCGCUCAACUUCUGCCAUGGUUUACAUCUUCAUCCAGAUGAGCUGUGAAAUGUGGGAUUUUGACAUCUAUGGAGACCUUUACUUUGAGAAGGCUGUGAAUGGCUUCCUUGCUGACCUUUUCACCAAGUGGAAGGAGAAAAACUGCAGCCAUGAAGUAACGGUGAUUCUCUUCUCUCGGACCUUCUACAAUGCCAAGUCACUGAGUGAAUUUCCAGAGACCCAGCGCUGCUCAGUUCAGCAGGACCACGAAGGCCGAUUCUACGAAGACUUUUACAAGGUUGUGGUUCAAAAUGAACGACGAGAGGAAUGGACAUCUCUGCUCGUGACCAUUAAGAAGCUCUUCAUCCAGUAUCCUGUCCUGGUGCGCUUAGAGAAGGCAGAGAAUUUUCCACCAGGAUACAAUUCCACCUCUGCUCAAGGAAAUUAUUUGGAGGCCAUAAACCUCUCCUUUAAUGUGUUUGACAAACAUUACAUCAAUCGAAAUUUCGACCGGACAGGGCAGAUGUCUGUGGUCAUCACGCCAGGGGUGGGAGUCUUUGAAGUGGACCGGCUGCUCAUGAUCUUGACCAAGCAACGGAUGAUAGAUAAUGGGAUUGGGGUAGAUUUGGUGUGCAUGGGAGAGCAGCCCCUCCACGCAGUGCCCCUUUUUAAGCUACACAAUCGCUGCAGUUCUGGAGAUUCUCGCUUAGGGGACGACUACAAUAUACCCCACUGGAUCAACCACAGUUUCUAUACUUCCAAAAGCCAACUUCGGUGUAACAGUUUCACCCCACGGAUCAAGCUGGCAGCCCAGAAGCCACAGAAUGAAAAAGCAAAAAGUAGCAGGGAAUCUUCUUUGGGAGCGCCUAAAGAGGCCGAGAACGCUCUUCCCAUUCAAGUUGACUAUGACGGAUACGAUGCCCAGGUUUUCCGUCUGCCUGGCCCCUCCAGAGCCCCACGUUGCACCACCUUCAGCAGAUCUGUGCGGGAGAGAGAGAGCCGGCCCUGGAAGACCUCCGGCUCCUACGAUGUCUCCUCCAGCCCCUCCCUGCAGAGUCGGCCCUUGCCCCCCGAAGAGGUUCGGAGCCAGGCUUCUGAUGACAGCUCCCUGGGGAAGAUCUCCGACUUCCUCCUGAUCCCCCGCCCCCACCUGCACCUGCAGUAUGAAGUCAGCAGCUCUCUGGGCUACACCAGCACCCGAGAUCCCCUUGAGAACAUGUUGGAGUCUCAGCAGCGAGACUCGAGCGCCCCUGGAAGGUUCCAUGUUGGCAGUGCUGAAUCUAGGCUGCACGUCCGUUCUGCUGGGGGAUACACACCGCAGCGGGCACUGAUCAACCCCUUUGCCCCUUCCCGGAUGCCCAUGAAACUCACGUCCAAUCGGAGGCGUUGGAUGCACACCUUCCCUGUGGGUCCUUCUGGAGAGGCCAUCCAGAUCCACCACCAGACCCGCCAGAACAUGGCAGAAAUGCAGGGCAGUGGGCAGAGGGACUGGACUCACUCCUCGGCUGAGCUGUUGGAACUUGCGUAUCACGAGGCGGCUGGCAGGCAUGGCAUUUCUCGGCAGCCAGAGGACAGCACCUCCUGCUUGAGCUUCAGAGACAUGAAAGACUAUCCAAACCAGCUGACGAGUAGCCAAGGUCCAGCGAAGGCAGGAAUGAAUGUCCACGCGCCAAACGAGCUGUUGGAAGGCUCACCAGAUCCAAUUCUGACGCUGUCUGCUCCCCCCAUAGUGCCAGGCUUCUGUUGUACUGUUGGGGUGGAUUGGAAGUCUCUCACCACUCCAGCCUGUCUUCCCCUCACCACGGACUACUUCCCGGACCGCCAGAGCCUGCAGAACGACUACAUGGAGGGCUGCUACGAUCUCCUGCCUGAAGCAGACCUGGAGAGGAGGGACGAGGAAGGCUUGCAGAUGACAGCCCAGCAGGUCUUUGAGGAAUUCAUCUGCCAGCGUCUCAUGCAGGGCUACCAACUCAUUGUCCAGAGUAAGCCCCAGAAGCCGGCAGCGGUCCAGCCCCCACUUAGCAGCAGCCCCCUGUACAGUAGAGGCCUCGUGUCACGAAAUCGACCUGAGGAGGAUGACCAGUACUGGCUGAGCAUGGGCCGGACCUUCCACAAAGUGACCCUGAAGGACAAAAUCAUUACCGUCACUCGGUACCUGCCAAAGUACCCGUAUGAGUCUGCCCAGGUCAAUUAUACUUACAGUCUGUGUCCUUCCCACUCAGACUCAGAGUUUGUCUCUUGCUGGGUGGAGUUCUCCCACGAGAGGCUAGAGGAAUAUAAGUGGAAUUACCUGGACCAGUAUAUCUGCUCUGCUGGUUCGGAAGACUUCAGCCUCAUCGAGUCGCUAAAAUUCUGGCGGACGCGUUUCCUGCUCCUGCCGGCCUGCAUCAGCGCCACGAAGCGCAUUAUGGAAGGCGAAGCCCACUGCGACGUGUAUGGCGGCAAGGCUCGCUCCGACGAAGAAGAGUGGCAGCUUUUGGACGGCUUCACCCGCUUUGUGGAAGGGCUGAACCGCAUCCGCAGGCGCCACCGUUCUGACCGGAUCAUCCGGAAAGGUCCUGCAAUGAAAGGCCUGCAGAUGACAGGCCCCCUUCCUGCGCCCUCUCUGGAACCUCCAGGGCCGCCUCCGCUGGCCAAGAAGGGGACCUCAGCACUCUCGGCUCUGCUAGAGAUGGAGGCCAGCCAAAAGAUCCUGGGUGAUCAACAAGCCACAGCGCUCACUGGGAAGAGCUCUGUCCAGCCAGCUGAGAGUGGCAGCAUCGCCCUGACACCCACCUACAUGGACAGUCCACGGAAGGAUGGGACCUUCUUUAUGGAGUUUGUUCGGAGCCCUCGCACGGCAUCCCUCUUCCACACGCAGGUCUCGGUCGACCAGUCCGUCCCAGCAGCUGCGGAAGGCAGCACUUUGAUCAACGCGGGUCAGUCUGUGGACCGGAGCAGCUUCCAGGCCAGCUCCCUGCACGGGGGAGACCAGACCGCCGCCCCCUCUGGUCCUGCAGAAAACAGCUCCCAGCCAUUCUCCACCAACUCCCUGACCUCCUCAUCUACCUUGCUAGAAAUCCUCGACGCUAUGAAGCAUCCCACCACAGGGAUCCAGCUGCUCUCCGAGCAGAAAGGCCUCUCCCCGUCCUGCUUCAUCAGUGCCGAAGUAGUGCAUUGGCUGGUGAACAUGGUAGAAGGGGUGCAGACCCAGGCCAUGGCCAUCGACAUUAUGCAGAAAAUGCUGGAGGAGCAGCUGAUAAUUCACGCUUCCGGAGAGGCGCUUCGCACCUUUAUUUAUGGGUUUUAUUUCUACAAGAUCGUGGAAGACAAAGAGCAGGAGCGAGGGGGGAUUCAGCAGCCUGCACUGUGGCACACGGCGGCGAAGGACGACUUCUCCGCCUUCCAGCGAAAGUGGUUUGAGGUGGCUUUUGUGGCCGAGGAGCUCCCCCAUUCCGACAUCCCCGCAUUCCUCCUGCCCUGGCUGCCCAGCCGCCCAGCAUCCUACGCCAGCAGGCACAGCUCCUUCAGCCGCAGUUUUGGAGGACGGAGCCAGGCAGCCGCAUUGCUGGCUGCCACAGUGCCAGAGCAGCGGACGGUGACUCUGGAUGUGGACAUAAACAACCGCACGGACCGCCUGGAGUGGUGCAGCUGUUACUACCACGGGAACUUCUCCCUCAGCGCUGCCUUUGAGAUCAAGCUGCACUGGAUGGCGGCAACGGCAGCUGUUCUCUUUGAGAUGGUCCAAGGCUGGCAUCGUAAAGCCACUUCCUGCGGCUUCCUGCUGGUCCCGGUCCUGGAAGGUCCGUUUGCGCUGCCCAGUUACUUGUAUGGAGACCCCCUUCGUGCCCAGCUGUUCAUCCCCCUCAGCAUCAGCUGCUUGCUGAAAGAGGGCAGCGAGCACCUCUUUGACGGCUUUGAGCCAGAAACCUAUUGGGACCGGAUGCACCUUCUGCAGGAAGCCAUUGUGCACAGCAGGUUUGGAUUUGUGCAAGACAAAUACUCUGCCUCUGCCUUCAACUUUCCUUCAGAUAACAAGCCUCAAUAUAUCCACGUUACAGGCACGGUGUUCCUUCAGCUGCCAUACUCCAAGCGGAAGUUCUCCGGGCAGCAACGGCGACGACGCAACUCCACCAGCUCCGCCAACCAAAACGUCUUCUGCGAGGAGCGCAUUGGCUACCACUGGGCCUACAACACCAUGCUGACCAAAACCUGGCGAUCCAGCGCCACCGGCGACGAGAAGUUCGCUGAUCGGCUGCUGAAAGACUUCACGGACUUUUGCUGCAACAGGGACGGCCGGCUCGCCUCCUUCUGGAUGGGUUGCCUCGAGCGGAUGCAUGCCAGCGCGCCCUGAGGACCACCUUCCGCAGGCCGGGGCAAAGCCAAACCCAACCGGGAGCAGCGGUGCUGUGGCAAAGCAUCUUGGCAGACUUGGGCACCUGUGUGGAGCAAAGGGGGCCUGUAAGGAUCUGGCCGAGAGGAAGGACGAUUCAGAGGAUCCGAAAAAUAAAGGACACAAGUUUGUUAGGUGUACUGGAAGGCUUAUGCCUGCUUCUGUGUGGAAGAUACUAUAUAUACAUAAAUAUGUAAAUAUACGUAAAUAUGGAAUUUAAAACACAGGGAAUAGGAAAUA
This is a messenger RNA of Candoia aspera, 5213 nucleotides long. RefSeq names its product DEP domain containing 5, GATOR1 subcomplex subunit (gene DEPDC5). The transcript has 43 exons. Lineage: Eukaryota; Metazoa; Chordata; Lepidosauria; Squamata; Candoiidae. Gene Ontology annotation, biological process: positive regulation of autophagy; intracellular signal transduction; negative regulation of TORC1 signaling. Bases 132 to 4934 code for a protein of 1600 amino acids. Gene Ontology annotation, molecular function: GTPase activator activity. Gene Ontology annotation, cellular component: lysosomal membrane; GATOR1 complex. The record is from RefSeq and is a predicted model, not a curated record.